Molecule: messenger RNA, 1563 nt
Organism: Papaver somniferum (opium poppy)
Lineage: Eukaryota; Viridiplantae; Streptophyta; Magnoliopsida; Ranunculales; Papaveraceae
Product: ubiquitin receptor RAD23d-like
Exons: 11
Coding region: 149-1294 (381 amino acids)
Biological process (GO): proteasome-mediated ubiquitin-dependent protein catabolic process; nucleotide-excision repair
Cellular component (GO): nucleoplasm; cytosol
Molecular function (GO): proteasome binding; damaged DNA binding; ubiquitin binding
Source: RefSeq, a predicted model, not a curated record
UUCUCUAAAGUUUCUCUCACUCGGUCACUCCUAUUUAGACGUACAAAGGUCUUCCAAUCGUCUCUCUUUCAGUGACCGUGCGGAUCGGGGAGAGAGACGAAAUACUAAAAAAUCCUCAAUAUCCUCAUCAUCCUUGAAUCAAAACCAGAUGAAGAUUAACGUCAAGACUCUUAAAGGUUCUCACUUCGAGAUCGAAGUGAAACCUGAAGAUUCGGUUGCAGAUGUUAAGACAAUAAUUGAGACAACACAAGGUUCCGACGUUUACCCCGCGGCUCAACAAAUGCUUAUUCAUCAGGGUAAAGUUCUGAAAGAUGAAACAACAAUGCUUGAAAACAACGUUGCUGAGAAUAAUUUUCUGGUCAUUAUGUUGUCCAAGAAACCUGCAUCUUCUGGACCUUCAACCACACCCGCUAGGCUGGCGACUCCCUCUGCCACAGCUCCUGCAUCGACAAUCCCUGCUCCAGCUCCUGCUCCUGCAUCAACAACACCUGCUUCAGCUCCUGCACCUUCGUCUUCACCUGCCACCGCUCCUGACUCUACUGUCGCUGCUGCUAGCACCGAGGGAGAUGUCUAUGGGCAAGCGGCAUCCAAUCUCGUCGCUGGAAAUAACUUUGAGGCAGCCAUUCAACAAAUCCUUGACAUGGGAGGGGGUACUUGGGACAGGGAUACUGUAAUCCGUGCUCUACGGGCUGCAUUUAAUAAUCCAGAGAGAGCUGUUGACUAUCUAUACUCUGGUAUUCCCGAGCAAGCAGUAGUUCCACCUGUGGCCCAACCACCGACAGCAGCGCCAGCUGUGAAUGCUCCUGCCCAGGCACCACAGCCAACACUACCAGUUCCUUCCGCUGGGCCUAAUGCAAAUCCGUUAGAUUUAUUUCCUCAGGGACUUCCCAAUCUUGGUGCUAACGCUCCUGGUGCAGGAUCUUUGGAUUUUCUUCGGAACAAUCAACAGUUUCAAGCUUUGAGAGCUAUGGUGCAGCAAAAUCCCCAAAUAUUGCAGCCGAUGCUUCAGGAGCUUGGAAAGCAAAACCCACACCUAAUGAGGCUCAUUCAAGAGCAUCAAGCUGAUUUCCUUCGCUUGAUCAAUGAACCUGUUGAAGGAGAUGAAGGGAAUCCAUUGGGCUCAGCAGUGCCACAGACUAUAGCAGUCACACCAGAAGAGCGUGAUGCCAUUGAACGUCUGGAGGGAAUGGGAUUUCCUCGAGCAGUUGUACUGGAGGUUUUCUUUGCCUGCAACAAGAAUGAGGAGUUAGCUGCCAAUUACCUUCUUGACCACAUGGAUGAUAUUGAUGAUUGAAGUCUGAAGAAACAAAACUGCUUCUUUCUGUUCCAUUUUCUCUUGGUUCCCUGUCAACAACUUCAGUCCCACACAGUCUAUAGUGUUAGAUGAUCUAAAAAAUUCACUUGAAAAGUGAGUUUUUGGAUGUUUUUCUUCCUCCAUUUUUCUUUUUUCUUUGGUUGGAAAAUCCAGUUGCAGUGCCUAUCAUUAGCCUUAGAUUUGUUAUUAUUGUUAUAUAUAAAAACUGAAUUAUCUCGAUCGAGGUAGUUGAUUAUUCUUUUUUUUAA